AUGAUCAAGUUGAUCCUUUUCGUAGCAAUCCUCAUGGGCGUGGCUCAGGCUACUUUAAUCAUUAAGCCCCCAAAGCCAGUGGAACCGAGCACCAAGUGCCAGAUCUACUGGAGGGAAUACGCUUGGGCUCUAGAAGAUUGCGUCUGCCGGAUCUUCCAAAACGCGUGUCUCCUGAACGCAGAGAGCAAUCAGCGGGAGAAGGCUGGAAAGACGCCUCUCAUCCCGGUUUCGGAGAAGGUAUGCAAGAAGUUCAUCCCUACCAAGUGCAAUCUCCUUGGAUGGCCUGUGGUGGCUAAGUUCCCGGUUCCGUCUCCUUGCGGAUGCAAUGGCAAGCCCGGAAGCCUCGAAACCAAAAAGUUCAGAAGUCUCUGCGAACUACUGAAAUACUCAGCUGAUUGUUCUCGACCCUUCAUCAGCUACUCAAAGUGUUAA
Drosophila suzukii is the source of this 432-nucleotide messenger RNA. RefSeq names its product Sgs5bis (gene Sgs5bis). The record is from RefSeq and is a predicted model, not a curated record. NCBI's taxonomy places the organism in Eukaryota, Metazoa, Arthropoda, Insecta, Diptera, Drosophilidae.